ACCUGUCGUCUCGAUUCGGAAACGAGUUGUGAAAAUUUCGUUUUUUUUGUGAUGAGUUAUGAUGAUGAUACCAAAAGUUCAACAUAUGGGUUCGGGGUCACAUUAGAGACAUAAUGGGGGUCAACGGAGUUCAACAUUUGACGAUUUCAACAUCGGCGUUUAGCCAAGCAUCGACAUACAGUUCCGUGGGCGUGGGGUUCUGGUUUUUGCAUUUCUUUUUUAUGUUUUUGGGAAAAGAGCAUGACGCGGGUGGUCGGUGGUGGGCUAUUUUUGCCGAUGUUCUGAUAUAUUUCAACAACGUGGUGUAAAGCACAUUCGAGGAAUCAAACUGUAUACCUCAACACUUUAUUUUUCCUCCUCAGUCCUCGUAUUCGUUCCAACGUAAGGAACAAGUGUAGAGAUUAUCAAGCGUAUCAUGCUAUGCAAGCCAAAGUAAGCAGGUAAUACAAUCAAGCAAGGCAUACAUAGAUACAUAUAGCUAUAUACUAUACAACACCCCGGGUAUUUAUUUACAUAUAGAACAUGAUUUUAUAACC
Aspergillus ochraceoroseus IBT 24754 is the source of this 536-nucleotide messenger RNA. RefSeq lists its product as uncharacterized. The transcript has a single exon. NCBI's taxonomy places the organism in Eukaryota, Fungi, Ascomycota, Eurotiomycetes, Eurotiales, Aspergillaceae. The record is from RefSeq and is a predicted model, not a curated record. Bases 114 to 308 code for a protein of 64 amino acids.